Molecule: messenger RNA, 1095 nt
Organism: Mytilinidion resinicola
Lineage: Eukaryota; Fungi; Ascomycota; Dothideomycetes; Mytilinidiales; Mytilinidiaceae
Product: thaumatin family protein
Exons: 3
Coding region: 1-1095 (364 amino acids)
Biological process (GO): defense response
Cellular component (GO): extracellular region
Source: RefSeq, a predicted model, not a curated record
AUGGAUCAACUCUACGCUGGGAAGCUCAGCACGAGGCAAGCUAAGAGAAAGGCACCUAUGACACCAAUCAUUGUCACAAAUUACUGCGGGGAAAACAUCUGGCCUGGAAUCACCACGCAAUCUGGAACAGGCCCUUCGGAGGGUGGUUUUAUGCUGCAGCCUGGAGAGUCCAAAAAUCAGACCGUUUCGGAGGACUGGGGAGGGCGUGUCUGGGGUAGAACCAACUGUACCUUCAACGAUGCGGGCACUGCCUCCGCGAACGGUACUGGCAAAGCAUGUUAUACCGGGGACUGUAACAGUGCUCUGAAUUGUAUUGUCACGGGAGAAACUCCAGCUACACUUGCCGAGUUCAAUCUGGAUGAUGCCAGAGGCGAGACCUGGUACGACAUCUCAUUGGUCGAUGGCUACAACCUUCCAAUGGCAGUAGUCAUGCAACCGCUUGCCAACCACAGUCUGGAAGAUAUACCGCCAAAUCUUACGAACCCUUCAUGUGUAGCAACCGUAGGCCAGCUGAGGGAGCCAGGCUACGACCCGUAUACCAGCGGCUACGAGACCUUCCUCGGAACGAAUAGCUCUUAUCCCUUGCCGUUUGAUCGAGACGUCGACGACCAACAUGUUGCCCGCUGGUGCCCGUGGGACCUGCAAUUCAACCCCCCUCAAAAGCCAGGAGAUGGAGUAUAUCCUUACCCAGAUGAUAACAUUGAGCGGCCUGCGUUCGACCCAUGCUUCUCUGCAUGCGCAAAAUACAAUACCCCAGACUACUGCUGCAAUACUCCAGAGUACGGGCGUGGCAAUUGCAAAGCUGGAGACUGGGGCAAGGCGGCGAAGACUGUUUGUCCUGACGCCUAUAGUUACGCCUUGGAUGACGCCAGUUCAAUGUUCAUGACCCCAAGUGGAGGUGGAUUCGAAGUUAUCUUCUGCCCUGGGGGCCGGUCCACCACCAUUCUCAGUUCGGAACGAGAGGCGACUCAACAAAUGAAAAACGGCAGCACCCCUAAUGGCAAUCCAGACCCUAAUAACGGCGACCCAAAUCCUAAUGGCAGCCCCCAGAAACGGCAUAUUACGAGGAAGAAGACAAACGGGCGACACGCGUAG